AUGUCUUUUGGUCUUGUCUGGGCAGUGGUGGCCCUCACCAAAGAGGUUGUGGUUGAUGGCAGUGGACACUUGGUGGACUCCCAUACGGGCAAUGUGGUAGAGACCAGGCCUGAGGCCAGCUUGAUUCACCUCAAGGCGGAUAGUGGUGUUGCCCGCAGGUUUCUCGUGAGGAAGCUACAAGAUUUAGUUGGCGGCAGUUUGGACAGGUCCAAUGAGCUAGAUGGAGAAGGGAGGGAGUACCUUGGCACUGCACCCAAGGGUGGAGUGCACACAGCCUACAGGCGAUUCCAGGAGAACUCGGAGCAUUGCAAUGCUGUGGUGACUGUGAAUGGUGUUGAAUACACUCGUCCCCUUAACCUUGCUGGGAUCAGCAGGAGAGAGCAGGAUACUGACAGGAGGAAGCUAGGAGGAGGUGGUGGCGGAAGCCGCCCCAGAAAGUUGCUUUACCAAGGCAUCUACAUGGAAUCUAACCCAGAACAGGAGUUCAGGUUGGAUUGUGAUGAUGAAGAAGAUGACUGCAGUGUAUUCUCUGUUGGUCGCUUUCAUCCUGGAUCAAAUUCUGGCCGAAGAUUGGAUCAAGUUAUUUUGGACCAAUGUAAAAAUGAUGAUGAUUGCAAUGGUGACUUUACCUGCAACACCAUCAGUUUUUACAAAUAUUGUACAUGUAAUGAAGACACAGAUUGUGAUUACCUACUUGAGAGUGGUGGUUCCCACUAUGCUUUCCGAAACAGGGAUAAGGUUGAUGCUCAAUGUCCGAAUUCCAAUGUGUGCAGAGUUUACUAUGACUGCUUCUCUGCCUCCAUGAUGACCAUGACACCUGAAGGGCCCAAGAGAAUGGAUGAGCUCAAGAUCAAUGACCUGGUGUUGACUUCCUCUGGCCAGUUCCAAAAGAAGUAUCCUGUGGAGGCUGGCCAUGUUAAGGUUGGGGACUACUUGUCCCUCAUGGAGCCUGGUCAUUCCACCACCGCUACCAAGGCAGCCAAAGUGACUGUCAUUACCACUGUCAAGCUCAUGGGGGGCUUCUCUCCUGCCACUGAGGAUGGAACCAUUGUGGUCAAUGGUCUUCUUGCCUCCUCCUACAGCAACCCUCGCUACACUGACAAUGAAUAUGUGGAGGUUGCUGGAAAGCCCUUGAUGCACAGGCAGGCAUUCACCCACUUGAUCACCUCUCCCCUGAGGUUGCUCUGUAUCCAUGUCAGCAGUGCCUUCUGUGAGGUGGAUAUGGAUGGGGAAGCAUUUUUGCCUUUCUCCAAGGGAGUUGACAAGAUUUAUGUUGCCUCUGCAAAUGCUGGAAUUGUGGAUAGUGUGUUGAUGUUGACAGGCUUUGUAGGAAUGAUGGCCCAUGGAAUUGAGCUUUUCUUCAAGAUGUUUGGCCUUCCCUUGAUGGCCUCUGGAUGUGUUCUUGCACUUAUCAAUGCUGUGGCGCCCUUCAACUUCAACAUGCAGAUUGUCAACAAGGCCAAGAAGGUUGACUAA
This is a messenger RNA of Seminavis robusta, 1476 nucleotides long. NCBI's taxonomy places the organism in Eukaryota, Bacillariophyta, Bacillariophyceae, Naviculales, Naviculaceae. The record is from the annotation of a GenBank genome assembly.